Molecule: messenger RNA, 1069 nt
Organism: Dermatophagoides farinae (American house dust mite)
Lineage: Eukaryota; Metazoa; Arthropoda; Arachnida; Sarcoptiformes; Pyroglyphidae
Product: mite allergen Der f 6
Biological process (GO): proteolysis
Molecular function (GO): serine-type endopeptidase activity
Source: RefSeq, a predicted model, not a curated record
GGAGAUUGGUUGAUGAUGGUGGGUAUAUAUAACAUUUGGUUGUGGUCCAUCAACAAUUCUCAUUUGAAAACAACAACAAUGAUUAAAAUUUUUCUGGUCACAAUUCUCAUCGUGAUCACCGUAACGGUUGAUGCACGAUUUCCACGCAGUCUUCAACCAAAAUGGGCAUAUCUUGAUUCAAAUGAAUUUUCUCGUUCAAAAAUUGGUGAUAGUCCUAUUGCCGGUGUUGUUGGUGGCCAAGAUGCCGAUUUAGCUGAAGCACCAUUUCAAAUUUCAUUAUUGAAAGAUUAUUUAAUAAUGAAAAGUCAUAUGUGCGGUGGUUCAUUGAUUUCAGAAUCAACCGUAGUCACAGCUGCUCAUUGUACUUAUGGACAAAAAGCAUCAUCACUUUCAGUUCGUUAUGGAACAAAUCAACGUACAUCAUCAAGUUAUGGUGAUCUUAAAGUAAAAACAAUCAUUCAACAUGAAUCAUAUGAUCCUGAUACCAUACAGAAUGAUAUAUCAUUAUUAAUAUUAUCAAAACCAGUAGUACCAAGUACAAAUGUUCAAAUGAUUGAAAUUGAAACCGAUGAUAUCGUUGAUGGCGAUAAAGUAACUAUUUAUGGUUGGGGCCUGACGGAUGGUAAUGGCAAAGAUCUGCCAGAUAAAUUACAAAAAGGUUCAAUGACUAUUGUUGGUAAUGAUCGUUGUAAUGAAAAAUGGGGCUCUAUCAAUGCUAUUCAUCCUGGUAUGAUUUGUGCAUUGGAUAAAACACAAUCAGGUUGUAAUGGCGAUUCUGGCGGUCCAUUAGUAUCGGCUAAUCGAAAAUUGACCGGUAUCGUAUCAUGGGGUCCAAGUAAAUGUCCACCUGGUGAAUAUAUGAGCGUCUUUACACGGCCAAAAUAUUAUCUAGACUGGAUCACUAAAAACAUUGUUUGAAUCGAUUCGAAAAUCGAAUUGAAUAUCGUCGUUUUAUUAUAUUAAUGACUUAAUUUAAAGUUAAAUUUAAAUAAAUGAAAAAAACUUCGAAUUUCCUUUUUCUUUCUAUAAAAAUUCGUGCUCUUUCGACUUUUAUCAAUAUUUUUAAUUU